AUGGCAGGAGAAAACGUCGCUCUGCAACCGCCAGUCAGUUCAACAUCUCCCACAAUGUCUUCCUCUUAUCCCAACGGAGUGAAUAACGGGAAUGCCUCUAAAUCACAGCAGCCUCUUCCACCUCCACCAAAGACUGAUAAGCCCAGACCGCACGUGUGUGCGACUUGCACACGCUCGUUUGCCCGUUUGGAACAUCUGAAGCGUCAUGAGCGUUCUCACACAAAGGAGAAGCCAUUCGAAUGCCCGGAAUGCACCCGAUGCUUCGCUCGUAGAGACCUUCUUCUCCGCCACCAACAGAAGCUACACAUGACAACAACUCCCAGCAGUCGCCCAAGAGCUGGUGGUCGAAGAGAGAGCACUAGUUCUGUUGCGUCCACAACUGGUAGGGUUCGAAAGAAUUCAAUCUCCACAGCAACUGUUCCGGCCAGUGCUGGUGAUGGCGGUGCAUCAACAAUGAGAGCUAGGCCAAGGGCGAAUACCAUUGCUCAUGUGGAUUCUUCGACUUUGGGAAUGAUUGCCGCUGCAAACGCGAAUGUUAACCGCGGAAGAAAUGGUGUAGCCGCUCAGGCCAAUAUGGGAGGUAUCGGUUUUGGUUCCCACAAUCAUGAGGAAACCAGGUAUGUCUUUCCAAAGAUGAAUCCCCGGACAUGGGGUGCCUGGGCUCAUGAGGGACCUAGGCACGCGAUCCCCAAGAUCGAUACUUCAAUCAACUCAUUGGACUUGGGUGGAAUGAUGCCCCGUUCUGCCACAAUCCUGCCCUCUGAAUUCGACCUUGAAGGACUAUUUUUCAGCCACCAAACUGUUAACCCAGCAGCCCUGCACUUCAAUAUGUCUCCUCUUCAGCAGCCUAUCGGAACUCCAACUUCGCCCUUCGGGUCCGAUUUCCCUAGCAUAAAUUCAUCGUCCUAUUAUUCUAUUGACGACGAGGAUGAUUACGAAUGGAUGAAUGUUUUGGGUGGGGGUAGUCUUCUGAACGAACCCGUUGAUCAGUCAUCUCCGAGCGCUUUUAGCACCACUUCCGCGAGUGGGAUAAGCGAGUUGAUGCUCAACGACGCUGUGUGGGGGUCUGGCGCAAUUGGAAUGAACUCUACGGGCAGCUCGAUGAACUAUUCCCCAUCGACUGAUUUUACGACUCCGAAUUUCAAUGAUACCCCACCGCCUGGUACCGUUUCUCCAAAAAGCUUGCUAGCCCAACAGAUCUCUAACGAAAACUAUUAUUCUACUCCAGAUCCGCUUUCCAUCUCCCCAUCAGGGAUGGCAGCUGGCUUCUCUUCUCAUUACAAUCAGUUUCCGAACCAAGAAGCCCCGCCAGCUGGCCCGAAUUCGAUGAGCUCUUGUGGAUCAUCCCUAAUCUCGCUUGCAGCUGAAUCCGUUACCGAAGCUACCCGUGCGGCAUUGUUGACCACCUUGACGCAGCAGCCGGGAUUCAACACCCAAGCAAACCAACAAAAUUAUCAGAAUUCUCGUAACCAACAACAACGUAGGUACUCCACAUCUGCACAAUCGUCCCCAGUAACCGCUGGAUUCACCGCAUCGGUAAAGCAAGCGUCUGCGGCCAGUUUACCCAGCACCAAGGAGCUUCAGCGUUAUGUUUCCGCCUAUAUCAAGUACUUCCACCCGCACUUACCAUUCCUGCACAUCCCUACCUUGAAUUUCAAUUCUUCUACCUUUACAAGCAGCUACAAGGGUGGGCAACGCAACGGUGGUAUGACUGGUGGCGGUGGGUGUCUCGUUUUGUCCAUAGCCGCAAUCGGAGCCCUUUACGAAUUCGAGCCGAUAAUUGCACGUGAGCUCUUUGAAGCAGCGAAACGCAGCAUUCAAUUGUUCCUGGAGGACCGACGAAAGGCCGAUGUCAGUGCUGCAAUUAGUGGGAUGCAUGGGUCGGGCUCAAAUGGAGGUGACUCGAGCAGCAAUACCCCCGUUUGGCUUGUUCAGGCAAUGCUUCUUAACGUUAUCUAUGGGUUGCAAUGCGGUGACAGAGCAGCUUGUGAAAUUGCUGUUACCCACUGCGGGGCAUUGGUUUCUUUGGCAAGGUCCGCAGGUUUGACGCGCCCGACAGCUAUUCCUGCCAUGAAUUCUGUUAAGCAAGAAGAUGGCGAUAUUCAAAUGGGGGAUUUGGAUCUGGGGUCAUUUGAUGGAAGUGUGGGCAGUGACGGAUGGGGAGGACUUGGGAUCAAAAUGGAGGCUGAUGAAAAUGUUGAAUGGACGAGCUGGAUCAUGGCCGAGGAAAGGAAGAGGACCCUGUAUGCGGUGCACUUUCUCUCUAGCUUGCUUGUUGCUGCACACAACUUGUCCCCGACACUUAUGAACAACGAGAUCCGCCUCGACUUGCCUUGCAACGAGGAGUUGUGGUCUUCGCACGAUGCUGCUGAAUGGCAGCAAAGAGGCGGCCUCGUUGCUGCCUCCAAGAGCUCGGUUAGUUUCGCGAAUGCGCUUAAUGGACUUUUGUCCACAGGCCAACAGCAAUACGGCCCCCCGGGUAAAUUCCAGAACUUCACCAACGGCCAGCAAGGAGGAAUCCCCCCCUACCCGCCUUCUGGGAUCAUUCCCAGUACAUUUGGGUGUCUGGUCCUCAUAUGUGCUCUUCAUGUAUACAUUUGGGAGACACGCCAAAGGCACCACGCCCGUCACUGGACUUCGGCUGAAGCAGAAGCGAUGCACGCGCACAUUGAGCCUGCCCUGAAAGCAUGGCAAGCAGCGUGGUACAGUAGCCCGCACCACAGCAUCGAGCGUCCAAAUCCAUACUCAAUGGGCCCUCUAUCAGCCGACUGCAUUCCUCUCCUCGAUCUUGCGUACAUUCGUCUCUUUGUAGAUCUGGGAAGAGCAAAGGAGUUCUUUUGGGCAAGGGAUUACGACGCCAUGGCAGAGGAGAUUGCUCGCGGAUGGGACAAUGGCCAGAUUACAUCUUCCAGUGCAUCCUCAACCUCAGCGCAGUCUGAUGCAUCGUUUUCUGGUGCGAUGUCGCCCGCUUCCUCUCCUGCCUCUACUUCACCCUCUCCGAGUCUUCGGCCAAUCAAGAUGGAGCCUGGAACAUCGUUCACAAACAAUGGCAUGUCCGUUAGUCCCAAUGGAGCUUGUUCGAAACGUGAGAAACAUCUUAGAAAAGCUGCUUUCUACGCCGCGGACUCACUAGCGAUGUCGGAUACCCUUGGCGCCUCAACUUCAUCUUCUUCUACUACCGCCUGCCGCGAACUCCCCAUUCAGUCUGCACUUUGCACAUUUGAUUGUGCGCAAGUCCUUGCUGAGUGGAUUGCCACUGUCCAGGAACGCGUUGCACCAUUUGUUGGAACCCUUGGCUGCGGCGAUAAGUUCGAAUUAGGAGGAAUUGAGGGGCUAAUGAUUCUCGAAGCUGAGGACCGUAAGCUACUCGGAAAGGUUAUGGAAAUGCUGAGAAACGCGCAAGCGAAGAUGGCUAUGGAUGCUUAUGCUACCGCCAACGGGAGCGGGAUCAUCAACGCAGACAUUGGUUUGGGUCCCAAGGUGUUGAGAGUUAGUGCGUAUCUUCUGGAUAAGGUGGUUGUGUGGCCUGCUACACGCCUCAUGGCGCAAGCUCUCCGCUCGCAAGCAGAGCAUAUGGAAGUCCGAAACAAUACAAUGCUCGCUCAUCAUAUGCAACACUAG
Morchella sextelata is the source of this 3621-nucleotide messenger RNA. RefSeq lists its product as uncharacterized. Gene Ontology annotation, cellular component: chromatin. NCBI's taxonomy places the organism in Eukaryota, Fungi, Ascomycota, Pezizomycetes, Pezizales, Morchellaceae. The record is from RefSeq and is a predicted model, not a curated record. Gene Ontology annotation, molecular function: RNA polymerase II cis-regulatory region sequence-specific DNA binding; zinc ion binding; DNA-binding transcription factor activity, RNA polymerase II-specific. Gene Ontology annotation, biological process: regulation of transcription by RNA polymerase II; DNA-templated transcription. The transcript has 3 exons. Bases 1 to 3621 code for a protein of 1206 amino acids.